GUAUGACGACAGGAGUUUUCCUGCCACAGCAGAGAACAGUCGAUAUGACAGAUCCUCAGGCCUUGAUAGACGUGUGCUAUGUGUAUGCAUGUGCUGGCCUCGCUGCCUCAGGCUCAUUAGUUCUAGAUUUCCCCUCAUGGCCUCUUCCUCUGUCAGCUUCAAUCUCCAUUCACUUGUCAUAGCUCCUUCACACCAGAAGACCUUCAUUCCAGGUUCAAUCUUUGGGAUCAAUUCACUCCAACUCGGCCGCCCACAAUGUAGUGUACUUGGUCCCUGCGUAGGAAUUCCCAACGAACUUCAUCAACAUGGCACGCCAGAGCGUCUCUACUGUUUAUUCCCUGACCGUGCAGAUUCAUGUAAACAUCGCAGUUCACUUCGCAGAAGAUCACGUUUAGCUCCAUAUAUUGUGGUGGCUCUACGCUGUUCAGUUCUCGUCUCUUUCUCAGAUUUGUGACAGCAGAUCAUCCCACACAAUGGGGCUGUUCAAAAGCGUUCGCAACGGCUGGAAUGACUUCACGCCCAAAGAACGGCGCGAAGCUGCCUGCUACAUUCUAGGCAUCAUACUUUACAAGUUUGGCCUGGAGGCGUUCAAUGGAUCGAUUAUCACGCUCGCCACCAACCGCUACGAUUAUGAUGCCCUUCGCGCUAACAUGCCUCCCAAGACCUUCCAACGCGUCGGGCUCAUGGUCGGCCUUAAUCAAGCCUGCCAGUGUGUUGGAUCGAUACUCAUGGCUCCCCUGAUUCGUCGCUAUCCAGCUCGGUUGAUUCUAAUGGCAGCUAUGUUGGCCUUUGGCAUCUUCAGCGCCAUCCUUCUGAUCAUAGAUGCUUGUACUGGUGGCACCUUUGUCCCGGCUGCCUUCCGUCCUCACCACCCACAGAAUGACUUUCACUACUAUGGUCGUUACAACACGGACAGUAUCAUACCGAUUUAUUGCGUGAGUGGUUUCAGUUAUGGAAUGGUCGAGCUCAUCCGCCGCAUCAUUCCCAGGGACAUUGUUGGCGGAAACCUAAAGAGAUUACGACGCCUGGACGCUCUGGUUCACAUUUUCUACGAGGUAUCAGGUACCGCUGGCGCAUUCUGCACUGCACUGGCUCUGAUUCCUCAUCUGGGGAAUAAUUAUUCUUUCCUCGUGACACCCAUCUGCUUUACACUCGCAGCUAUUGCCUGGUCCUUCCUUGGAGAUGAUGUGUUCAAAGCUCACAAAGCGGCAGAACCCUCUGACCAGACAACAUAUAUCCGAGCAGCGCUGAGAGGAAUCAAGCUUUUUCUAGAGUCGAUCUGGGUAGGUGCGCGGAUCAUCUUCACCACACGCAAAUUCAUCUGGUUGCUGCCCGGGUAUUCGAUUGCUUUGUAUGCUCAUCGCUAUCUCGAGAGUGCAGUUAUGCCAGCACUUGCGCGUCGCUAUCUAGGCAACGCCGCAUGGUCGCAGAUUAUGGUGGGAGGGUCCAAUCUGGGAGAACUGUUUGGCGCAUUGUUUGUCAUCUUUCUCAAUAACCGCGUGCGCACUCCCAUGCCUUGGCUACGAGUUGAUGCGCUCAUGCUUCUCAUCACAUGGUAUCUGCCAUUCUGGAAACCCCCAGUGCAUCGGGUCCGAGAUGCAUUGUUCGCUGCCCUCAGCUUUGUCCCUGUUUCUUUUGGCUGGGCGGCUGGCGAUGUCUCGCUGGCGGCGUAUAUCCAGGCGACGCUGACACGAAUGGAGUCAAUGUCGAAAAAUGUUUCUGCGCUCGGGGCUGUCAUGGCGUUCUUGUAUUCCACUUAUAUCGUGCUGUACGCUAUUACCUCUCCGCUGCUGGGAAGUUACAUUGACCGGGUGUAUGUGGAAACCGGAGGUCCAGUUGGAGGGGGUGAUAUCCAUCUGGCUAUUCGGAAUGUGGCCAGUGUGCAGUUCAGUGUGAUAUCCUUGCUGGUACUUGUUUCCUCGUUUGUGCCUCGGGGGUCGCUGGCGCUGAAUCCGGUGGCGCUGGAUGACGAAGACCUGGAGGAGGAGGAUUGGGGGAACGAUGUGCUGUCCUCGAAAGCGAGUGUUGUGAGCUUGCCUCUAUGAGUGUGGAUCUUAAACAGGUCGGCAGUACCAGUCUGUUAUUGGUAUUUAGCACAAAAAGUACCAGUUAAUCGUAGUACAAAGGUUCUAAUAGCUC
Molecule: messenger RNA, 2139 nt
Organism: Aspergillus eucalypticola CBS 122712
Lineage: Eukaryota; Fungi; Ascomycota; Eurotiomycetes; Eurotiales; Aspergillaceae
Exons: 1
Coding region: 474-2045 (523 amino acids)
Source: RefSeq, a predicted model, not a curated record